Molecule: messenger RNA, 1201 nt
Organism: Mandrillus leucophaeus (drill)
Lineage: Eukaryota; Metazoa; Chordata; Mammalia; Primates; Cercopithecidae
Gene: LSM1
Product: LSM1, U6 small nuclear RNA associated
Exons: 4
Coding region: 466-867 (133 amino acids)
Biological process (GO): deadenylation-dependent decapping of nuclear-transcribed mRNA
Cellular component (GO): Lsm1-7-Pat1 complex; P-body
Molecular function (GO): RNA cap binding
Source: RefSeq, a predicted model, not a curated record
GAGCAGCGAAGGGGGUCGGACGACGCCAGCCAAUCCCAGGCCCGGUCCCGCCCCUUCUGCUGCCGAGCCCCGAGAGCUGAGGGACGGAGGUCCGUGACUCUGGGGUCUCGGGAACCCGGGGACGAGGGAAGACACCGUGUUCCUUAAGAGGGAGUAUACGUUUCUUCGCCAUCUAUCCAAUGGAGAUGCCUCUUCCCUACUUAACAGGAACAGGGAAAGGGUGUCCCCCAGCCGUACGGUUGCCCCUCCUCUUCCUGGGGGCCCGCACGUGUUACAGGAAGUGGGUGGGGGUAAUAUGGAGGGGCUUCCGGCAGGCCCCGGCGGCUGAAAGCCGGGGCAGAAGUGCUGGUCUCGGUCGGGAUUCCGGGCUCGGUCCCGCCGAGGCGGCGACUGCGGUAGGAGGGAGGAGGUUUUGGACGCGCUGGCCCCCCGCCGCUGUGCAUUGCAGCGUUAUUUCAGUUCAAAAUGAACUAUAUGCCCGGCACCGCCAGCCUCAUCGAGGACAUUGACAAAAAGCACUUGGUUCUGCUUCGAGAUGGAAGGACACUUAUAGGCUUUUUAAGAAGCAUUGAUCAAUUUGCAAACUUAGUACUACAUCAGACUGUGGAGCGUAUUCAUGUGGGCAAAAAAUACGGUGAUAUUCCUCGAGGGAUUUUUGUGGUCAGAGGAGAAAAUGUGGUCCUACUAGGAGAAAUAGACUUGGAAAAGGAGAGUGACACACCCCUCCAGCAAGUAUCCAUUGAAGAAAUUCUAGAAGAGCAAAGGGUAGAGCAGCAGACCAAGCUGGAAGCAGAGAAGUUGAAAGUGCAGGCCCUAAAGGACCGAGGUCUUUCCAUUCCUCGAGCAGAUACUCUUGAUGAGUACUAAGUCUUUUGCCCAGAGCCUGUUGCUCUUGAAGAGUAGGGACUGUCACUGAUGAAAGUGACAUCCUGGCCACCUCACACAUUUGAUCAGAGACUGUAGAGUUUUGAAAAGUCACUUUUAUUUUUAAGUCUUUUACACAUGCAACAUGAAGAAAUCGUGUAGGUGGGUUUUGUUUUUUUUUAAAUAACAAAAUCGUUUAAAGAAACAGUGGCAUAGACUCCUUCACACGUCACUGUGGCGCCAGCAACUACUUCUUAAUAUUAUUCUUCAUAUCCCAAAUUAGAGUUUACAGGGACAGUCUUCAUUUACUUGUAAAUAAAAUAUGAAUGUCAAAAGU